UCCUGUUCCCUGGAUGCUGCCUGACCUGCUGUGCUGUUCCAGCAAUAAAGUUUCAACUUAAGAAUUUCAGAGCAAGUUGACGGGGGAAAGCGCACGGUCAGGGUGGAUGGCGCAUGCGCUUUACGGAAGGUGACCGACGAUUGCCGGGAGACAGAGCGGGAAAUGACGCUCCGGUGACCGGCGGUUGCCCGGGGACAGAACGGGAAGUGACACUCCGGUGACCGGCGGUUGCCGGGCGACAGAACGGGAAGUGACGUUCCGGUGGCCGGCCGUUGCCGGGUGACGAGCUCUGGCAGUCCGCUCGAGCUGCCUGUCAGUCUGUAGCUGGCCGUCGCCAUGAACAGUCCGGGGGAGGAGCGGGAAGCUGCGGCCUACGAGCGGCACGUUUCCAGAAACAGCUGCCUUUACCACUACCUGAAGGUCGGCCUAGAGUUUGGGGAAACGAGGCCUGCGUUCAAGGUGAGCGCUGCUCACUUUAAACAGUUGAUCGUUUCGGCGCUGAAGGAUUUGCACGGAGAGUUUGGAGCGGCCUUACCUGUUGAUGUAUUGAGAUAUGAAGAAGAAACAUUGAUAGCUACAUUGAGAGUAAGAAGCAGUGGCCUUGUGAAGCUGUGGAGUGCACUGACCCUGCUGGGAUCUUAUCAAAAUCAGAAGUGUGCUUUCAGAGUGAUGCAGAUUACCUCUAACAGAGAAUGACUGGGGCAACAAUUAGAAUAUUGAAGAUGAUGGAGGUCUGAUAUGAAGUCACACAUCAACAUGAAGUGGAAUUAUAUCACCUCUCCUUCAACAUUGCUAAGCAAAGUCCAGAAACACACUGCCAAAUAGCACUAUAGGUCACCUUCAGCAUAUGGUGUGCAACGAUAUAAGAAAUUGGUUCAACUUCAACAGGACAUCGGAAGGGCAACUAGAGAUGUGCUAAUGUUGUAAAGGACACACAAUCUUUCAAUAAUAAAAAUAUCCCUUAACGUCUUGCACUCACCUGGAAAUUACAAGAAGUACCAAUAUACCUACAGGUAGGUUUUGAUGCACAGUAUCUCAACCUUGCACAAUGAAAAAUAGCUUGGGCCCUGUUUUGGAGAUUGUUGGUAAGCCAAAUCUCUCAGCAUG
This is a messenger RNA of Chiloscyllium plagiosum (whitespotted bambooshark), 1107 nucleotides long. The record is from RefSeq and is a predicted model, not a curated record. Lineage: Eukaryota; Metazoa; Chordata; Chondrichthyes; Orectolobiformes; Hemiscylliidae.